Molecule: messenger RNA, 975 nt
Organism: Oppiella nova
Lineage: Eukaryota; Metazoa; Arthropoda; Arachnida; Sarcoptiformes; Oppiidae
Source: the annotation of a GenBank genome assembly
CACCGAAUCCCAGGCCUUUCCAAGAAAUUUUUAUACUUAAACGAUGACAUACUGUUGAGUCAACCCGUAUAUCCGGAAGAUUUCUAUACAAAAAGCAAAGGAUAUAAAGUGUAUCUCUCGUGGCCGGUGCCUAACUGUGCUGAUGGCUGUCCUAUGAAUUGGCUUAAAGACGGCUACUGUGACCAACCGUGCAAUAAGUCUGAAUGUCUCUGGGAUGGCGGAGAUUGUCUCAAAAAUGACACUGAUAAAAGUGGAGGUGCGGUCACAUACACAGACUCGCCACACUAUUUAAGAUCAUCGACAGCCUAUUGCAGUGGAAACUGUGUGGAUAGUUGGCUGAGCGACCGAUUCUGUGAUCAGGUCUGCAAUAAUAUAAACUGCGGCUUUGAUUUGGGCGACUGUGGGACCAUGCCCGCACAUAUGGCCCACUUCAUUGAUGUGGAUAUCAUGUCGAGACUUCAGCAAACAUUUCCCAUUCAUUUCGAGACCACAUCAUCGCAUAAAAUCCGCAGCUCUCAUGACAUGCAGUUUGCCUUUGCAUACAAUUACUAUUUGAUGAGUGAACUCAACCAAUUCAAUGUCUCACAACUCUUUGAUCACUUCGAUGUCGACAAUUCACGAGGACUACACAGCGAACAGAAACAAUCAAUAGAGUUUUCAAAGUCUUUAGUCGUCGACUGCGAGAAUGUGACGAAUAAAUUAACACAAAUUGAUGAAAAGCAAAAACGAAACAAAUUUGAGAUCAUAGGCGAGGAGGAGGUGGUCUUCAAAAUGAUCAGAUCUAACGCAACAAUUGUGGCACAAGAUUUGGAUCAACUCAGCAAACAGUUGAAGAAAUUUCUCUGUUUCAAUGAUAACAUUGAUCACCAAAAGGCAGAUCGUCAUGUAGUGACCAAUUACCACAUCAACCACUUCUUAGACUUCAAAACUCAUGUAUCUCUUCAUUACUCGAUACUAAUCUUAUCACAAAACUAA